Molecule: messenger RNA, 5300 nt
Organism: Budorcas taxicolor (takin)
Lineage: Eukaryota; Metazoa; Chordata; Mammalia; Artiodactyla; Bovidae
Gene: XRN1
Product: 5'-3' exoribonuclease 1
Exons: 43
Coding region: 81-5300 (1739 amino acids)
Biological process (GO): rRNA catabolic process; nuclear-transcribed mRNA catabolic process
Cellular component (GO): nucleus
Molecular function (GO): 5'-3' RNA exonuclease activity; RNA binding
Source: RefSeq, a predicted model, not a curated record
GGCCGGAGGCGGCUGCGUAGGCCCCGGCGGGGCGUUUGGUUUCUGUUGGGCCCUGACUGGAGUUAAUAUUGACGGCCGAAAUGGGAGUCCCCAAGUUUUACCGAUGGAUCUCGGAGCGAUAUCCCUGCCUCAGCGAAGUGGUGAAGGAGCAUCAGAUUCCUGAAUUUGAUAACUUAUACCUGGAUAUGAAUGGAAUUAUACAUCAAUGUUCCCAUCCUAAUGAUGAUGAUGUUCACUUCAGAAUUUCAGAUGAUAAAAUCUUCACUGAUAUUUUUCACUACUUGGAGGUGUUGUUCCGCAUUAUUAAGCCCAGGAAAGUAUUCUUCAUGGCUGUUGAUGGUGUGGCUCCCCGAGCAAAGAUGAACCAACAGCGUGGGAGACGUUUUAGGUCAGCAAAGGAGGCUGAAGACAAAAUUAAAAAGGCAAUAGAAAAAGGAGAAAUUCUUCCUGCAGAGGCCAGAUUUGAUUCCAACUGCAUUACACCAGGGACUGAAUUCAUGGCCAGGUUACAUGAACAUCUGAAGUACUUUGUAAAUAUGAAAAUUUCUACAGACAAAUCGUGGCAAGGAGUUACCAUCUACUUCUCAGGCCAUGAGACUCCUGGAGAAGGAGAGCAUAAAAUCAUGGAGUUUAUCAGAUCCGAGAAGGCAAAGCCAGAUCAUGAUCCAAACACCAGGCACUGUCUUUAUGGCUUAGAUGCUGACUUGAUUAUGCUUGGAUUAACAAGUCAUGAGGCACAUUUCUCUCUUUUAAGAGAAGAAGUUCGAUUUGGUGGCAAAAAGACUCAAAGGGUAUGCGCACCAGAAGAAACCACAUUUCACCUCCUACACUUGUCUUUAAUGAGAGAGUAUAUUGACUAUGAGUUUUCAGCAUUAAAAGACAAGAUCACAUUUAAAUAUGAUAUUGAAAGGAUAAUAGAUGAUUGGAUUUUGAUGGGAUUUCUUGUUGGCAAUGAUUUUAUCCCUCAUCUACCUCAUUUACAUAUUAAUCAUGAUGCACUGCCUCUUCUUUAUGGAACAUAUAUUACCAUCCUGCCAGAACUUGGGGGUUAUAUUAAUGAAAGUGGGCAUCUCAACUUACCUCGAUUUGAGAAAUACCUUGUGAAACUAUCGGAUUUUGAUCGAGAACACUUCAGUGAAGUUUUUGUGGACCUAAAGUGGUUUGAAAGCAAAGUUGGUAACAAGUACCUCAAUGAAGCAGCAGGUGUUGCAGCAGAAGAAGCCAAGAACUACAAGGAAAAGAAAAAAUCAAAGGGCCAGGAAAAUUCUAUAUGUUGGGCUGCUUUAGACAAAAAUGGAGAAGAAGUGGUAACUUCUAAGGACAAUUUAGAAGAAGAGAUGGAAGAUGAUGACCUAUUUGAAACCGAGUUUAGGCAAUAUAAAAGGACAUAUUACAUGACAAAGAUGGGAGUUGACGUAGUUUCUGAUGACUUUCUGGCUGAUCAAGCUGCAUGUUAUGUUCAGGCAAUACAGUGGAUUUUGCACUAUUACUAUCAUGGAGUUCAGUCCUGGAGCUGGUUUUAUCCGUACCAUUAUGCACCUUUCCUGUCUGAUAUCCGCAACAUCAGUACACUCAAAAUCCAUUUUGAACUGGGAAAACCUUUUAAGCCAUUUGAACAGCUUCUUGCUGUACUUCCAGCAGCUAGCAAAAAUUUACUUCCUGCAUGCUACCAGCAUUUGAUGACCAGUGACGAUUCACCAAUUAUAGAAUAUUAUCCACCUGAUUUUAAAACUGACCUGAAUGGGAAACAACAGGAAUGGGAAGCUGUGGUACUAAUACCUUUUAUUGAUGAGAAGCGAUUGUUAGAAGCCAUGGAGACAUGUAACCACUCCCUCAAAAAAGAAGAGCGAAAAAGAAAUCAACAUAGUGAGUGCCUAAUGUGCUGGUUUGACAGCAACACAGAGUUCACCUACCCCUCUCCAUGGCCAGAGAAGUUCCCUCCCAUAGAGCGAUGCUGUGCAAGGUAUAAAAUAAUAUCAUUAGAUGCUUGGCGUAUAGAUAUAAGCAAAAACAACAUAACCAAGGUUGACCAGAAGGCAUUAUAUUUCUGUGGAUUUCCUACUUUGAAACACAUCAAACACAAAUUUUUUUUAAAGAAAAGUGGGGUUCAAGUAUUCCAGCAAAGCAGUCGUGGAGAAAACAUGAUGUUGGAAAUCUUAGUGAAUGCUGAGUCAGAUGAACUUAGUAUAGAAAAUAUAGCUUCAUCAGUGCUUGGGAAGUCUGUCUUUGUUAAUUGGCCUCAUCUUGAAGAAGCUAGAGUUGUUGGUGUAUCAGAUGGAGAAACUAAGUUUUACUUGGAAGAACCUCCAGGAACACAGAAGCUUUAUUUGGGAAGAACUGCACCACCAUCUAAAGUGGUCCAUCUUGGAGACAAAGAACAAUGUAAUUGGACAAAAGAAGUACAAGGAAUUUCAGAAUACUACCUGAGAAGAAAAGGAAUAAUAAUAAAUGAAACAUCUGCAGUUGUAUAUGGUCAGUUACUCACAGGUCGUAAAUAUCAAAUAAAUCAAAAUGGAGAAGUCCGUCUAGAGAAACAGUGGUCAAAACAAGUUCUUCCAUUUGUUUAUCAAACCAUUGUCAAAGACAUCCGAGCUUUUGACUCCCGUUUCUCCAGUAUAAAAACAUUGGAUGACUUGUUUCCUCCUAGAAGUAUGGUCUUUAUGCUGGGAACACCCUACUAUGGAUGCACUGGGGAGGUUCAGGAUUCAGGGGAUGUGAUUACAGAAGGCAGAAUUCGUGUGGUUUUCAGCAUUCCAUGUGAACCCAAUCUUGAUGCUUUAAUACAAAACCAGCAUAAAUAUUCUAUAAAGUACAACCCAGGAUAUGUGUUGGCCAGUCGCCUUGGAGUGAGUGGAUACCUUGUUUCAAGGUUUACAGGAAGUAUUUUUAUUGGAAGAGGAUCUAGGAGAAACCCUCAUGGAGACCAUAAAGCAAAUGUGGGUUUGAAUCUCAAAUUCAACAAAAAAAAUGAGGAGGUACCUGGAUAUACUAAGAAAGUUGGAAACGAAUGGAUGUAUUCAUCUGCAGCAGAACAACUUCUUGCAGAGUACUUGGAGAGAGCUCCAGAGCUAUUCAGUUACAUAGCCAAAAAUAGCCAAGAGGAUGUGUUCUAUGAAGAUGACAUUUGGCCUGGAGAAAAUGAGAACGGUGCUGAGAAAGUUCAAGAAAUUAUUACUUGGCUGAAAGGACAUCCUGUCAGUACUUUGUCUCGGUCUUCUUGUGAUUUACAAAUUCUGGAUGCAGCUAUUGUUGAGAAAAUUGAAGAAGAAAUUGAAAAGUGCAAGCAAAGAAAGAAUAAUAAGAAAGUUCGAGUGACAGUGAAGCCCCAUUUGCUAUACAGACCUUUGGAACAGCAACAUGGGGUUAUUCCUGAUAGGGAUGCAGAAUUUCGUCUCUUUGACCGUGUUGUAAAUGUGAGAGAGAACUUUUCCGUUCCAGUUGGCCUUCGGGGCACCAUCAUAGGAAUUAAAGGGGCUAAUAGAGAAGCUGAUGUACUAUUUGAAGUAUUAUUUGAUGAAGAAUUUCCUGGCGGCUUAACAAUAAGGUGCUCACCUGGUAGAGGUUAUCGACUGCCAACAAGUGCCUUGGUGAACCUUUCUCAUGGGAGUCGCUCUGAAACUGGAAAUCAGAAGUUGACAGCCAUUGUGAAACCACAGCCAGCUGUGAAUCACUAUAGCUCAAAUUCAUCAGUUUCAUCUGGGCAUUUGGGAGGCCUGAACCAUUCCGCUCAAUCGCUUUUUGUUCCUACUCAAGUACCUGCUAGAGAUGAUGAUGAAUUUUGUAACAUUUGGCAGUCCUUACAGGGAUCUGGAAAGGUUCAACACUUUCAGCCACUGCUACAAGAGAAGGGUGCAGUUCUACCUCAAGAAAUAAGUCAAGUAACUCAACAUCAUAAAACUGGCUUUAAUGACAACAGCGUUAAGCAGAGAAAACAUGAGCCUCACAGAAAAUUUAAAGAAGAGUGUAAGAGUCCUAAAACUGAGAGUCGGUCACAAAAAAUGUCAAAUAGGCAGGCAUUUGGAGGCCCUGCCAAAUGUAAUUUUAAGCUACUGAAGAGAAAUGGAAGUUCAGAAGUCUCAGAAAAUCAAAAGGUUGUGACUGGUUAUCCAAGUGCUGUUGAUAAGCCUAAUCCUGGAAUUGAGAACUUCUUAGCAUCCUUGAAUAUCUCCAAAGAAAAUGAAAUACAGUCAUCUCAUCAUGAAGAGCCUCCAAGUGAAGAACAUUUGUCACCACAGUCAUUUGCUAUGAAGGGAACUCGGAUGCUUAAAGAAAUUCUAAAAAUUGACAGCUCUGACAGUAUGGACCAUAAGAAUGAAAUGAAACAGUUUGGUAAUGAAGUCACUGUUUCCUCUAGUAGAAGAGAUGAAUAUGGAUCUUCCUCACAACCUAAACAAAAUAAGAAAUUGACAUCUUAUAUGAACAAGCCUCACAGUGCUAGUGAGUACCAUAAUGUUCAGUCUGUGGACAGUGUGUGCUGGCCUGCCGGCCAGAUUCCUCCUGUGUCCACACCAGUAACUGAACUUUCUCGAAUUUGUUCCCUUGUUGGAAUGCCACAACCAGAUUUCUCCUUUCUGAGAACACCACAGACAAUGACAGUUUGCCAGGUAAAAUUAUCUAACGGUUUACUGGUACAUGGGCCACAGUGCCAUUCUGAAAAUGAAGCCAAGGAAAAAGCUGCACUUUUUGCUAUACAACAAUUGGGCUCCUUAGGAGUGAAUUUCCCUUUGCCUCCACCAAUAUUUCCAAGUUAUCCUCCAGCUGUACCACCUGGAACCAUUCCUCCAGUUUUUCCCCAGCCUACUGGCUGGGAUCACUAUGGAAGCAACUUAGCACUGGGGGCAGCUAAUAUCAUGCCUUCAUCAUCUCAUCUCUUUGGCUCAGUGCCAUGGGGACCACCAAUGCCAGUUCCUGGGAAGCCCUUCCAUCAUACAUCGUAUGCUGGGACCAUGCCCAUGGCUGGGGGAAUGCCAGGUGGUGUGCACAAUCAGUUCAUACCUCUGCAGGUAACUAAAAAAAGAGUUGCAAACAAAAAGAACUUUGAGAAUAAGGAGGCCCAGAGUUAUCAAGUCACCCUGCUUCACACUAGCCAGUCAGCAUCUUCUGAUGUCACCAAAGGAAUUCCACAGGAGACUUCAUCAGCUUCCUUACCAUCUUCUCAGAUCCCUCAACCUGCAUCUUCUUUUCAAGUUGCAGCUGCCUCCUCAGGCCAUAGUAUGCCUCACCAGAAGUCGGCACCAAGCGCUUCAAGAAGAAAAUCAAGAAAACUGGCUGUCAAUUUUGGCGUUUCUAAACCUGAAUAA